GCUGCAUGUCUUGAGACUAUCAAACCUUUCUACGCUUCACUUGCCAUUACUUGAACUUUACUCUCCCAGAAUCCGUCAGUUUACCACCAUCACUAUGCCCUCGUCUGACUUGAUGGAAGCGCUCAAGGCAUUUGGCCCUAUCGACGGCCCCAAUGCAAGCGACACAGGGCCAUGGGACCUGGAUGCCACCCGCACCUCCAAACCGGAGGCCGCAGCCCGCCUGCAGCAAACUCUAGCUCAAAACCGGCCCUCGCCCUAUACACAUAACCCACAAACACACCCGCCGCGGGACAGUCGUAUACAGUAUUAUGAUGCAACGCGCACCACUGAUCCCGAAGAGCAUCGGAAGAUCAUCUCAGUCGUGGAUCCUGGGCGGGAUGUGGACACUGGAGUCGGGGCAAGAACUAAGGCAGUCGUAGAGGGUGCGAAGGACGCUGCUAGGGACGGAGUUGAGAAGGUUAAGAACAUUGCUGAGGAAGGGGUAGAGAAGGCUAAGAAUAUCGCUGGAGGAGUUGUUGACAAGGCCAAGGAAGUUUGGAAUGAAGGAAGGAGCAAGUUGUAGGUUCGG
This is a messenger RNA of Spizellomyces punctatus DAOM BR117, 568 nucleotides long. RefSeq lists its product as uncharacterized. The transcript has 2 exons. Bases 95 to 562 code for a protein of 155 amino acids. NCBI's taxonomy places the organism in Eukaryota, Fungi, Chytridiomycota, Chytridiomycetes, Spizellomycetales, Spizellomycetaceae. The record is from RefSeq and is a predicted model, not a curated record.